This is a messenger RNA of Physella acuta, 2405 nucleotides long. RefSeq lists its product as uncharacterized. Gene Ontology annotation, molecular function: sulfotransferase activity. Gene Ontology annotation, cellular component: membrane. The record is from RefSeq and is a predicted model, not a curated record. NCBI's taxonomy places the organism in Eukaryota, Metazoa, Mollusca, Gastropoda, Physidae. Gene Ontology annotation, biological process: carbohydrate biosynthetic process.
GGUUUAAAAUUCAUCUGAUUGCUGACGUCAUGAUACAGUAGAGCUUUGACACAAGCUGAGCCUACCAAACUACGGCUCCUAGAGCUGUACUCCACCAAGCUACGACUCCCAGAGCUGCCCCACCACGCCACGGCUCCGACAGCUGCCCCCAGCAAGCUCCAGCUGGCGAGGUCGUUGAGAAAAGGCUACCUGACCGUCUGCUACAGGAAAAUGUUGAGGCGCUGGAGGUCGCCCAAGAAGAUUCUCUACGCCGCGGCCAUUUUGCUGGUGACCAUAGUACUUUACGCUAUGACGAGCUCUGAUGAAUACGUGGACGAGGUGAACCCUGAAUGGGUUUUGCCGCUAGUAGCUCAUAAUAAUUACCGCGUGAAUCCAGUGCUACAGGAACCCCUGCAGCGCCUCCCCCUGGGGCCGUUUGAAGACGUGCCGGUGCUCGUGGACGGGGAGCCGCCCAGUAACAAUGCCGCGGGGGCGCCAGGGGGCGGAGACAGCGCUGCGGCACCCAAGCCCGCGGCCCCGGCGUUGGGAUCUCCAGGGGCCGCUCCCUCAAUGGGAGCUGGAGCCCCUGCUCUUGGAGCUGCCGCACCCGCUUUAGGAGCUGGAGCGCCUGUUUUAGGAGCCGGAGCACCCGCUGUCGAAGCUGGAGUACCUGCUGCAGGCGCACCUGUAGCAGGUGCACCUGCAGUAGGAAAUGGGGCACCAGUUUUAGGAGCUGGUGCACCUCCUGUAGGAGUGGGACAAGGUGCGCCGGCUCCUGUUGUGGCAGGGGCCCCGGCUGCCGUUUUCCAGAAUGCCCUUUUUCCUCCCGCGCCGGUUCCACAGUUUCAAAUAGUACCAGACGCGGCAGUCCUGGGAUCAAAUCCAGCUGCUGCCCCAGUAGUUCCGGCACCACAAGCUCCGGCAGCAUCGGGCCCUCUAGCCCAACCGGUUCCGGCAGCGUUCGUCCCACUAGCCCAACCGGUUCCGGCAGCGUUCGUCCCGCAAGCCCAACCGGCCGUACCUGCAGUCGGUGCAGCUGUGCCCGGCGCCCUUCCUCAAGCAGGCGCAGCACCGGCUCCCCAGCUACAGCCGGGUCAACCAGCUCCAGCCGCACCUGCUGUUGCCCCGGCUCCAGUACCCAUACAACCCGCAGCCGCACCGGCCCAAAACCCCGGACCCCCCGCCCCCCAACCCGCAGCCAAACCCCUCCCAGACUUUGCUAAAAUCACCACCGAGAUGAGCCGGCGCCUAGCCUACACGCGAGGGGAGUGCGAGAAGUUCAAAGUCCCGAACAACGUAGAAACGGAAGUCUACGUCCUGCCGCAGCUCAACAUUUCCUACUGUAAGAUCCCCAAGGCCGGCUGCACCUAUUGGGAGCAGGUCUUCUCCUACCUCAACAAAAACCCAUCAGAGCUCACCUACCUGGGCAUCAGCUCGCCCUUCCAGAUCUCCAAGUUCGACAUCCGCUACACCAGCCACUUCAACCUGCCGCGGCGGGACUUCAAGACACCGGAACACCAGCAGGAGAUUGUCAAGACGACGCGGGUGCUGUUCGUGCGGCACCCACUAGAGAGGUUGUGGAGCUGCUACCUAGAGAAGUUCUACCUCAUCGACUUCUGGACGACCGCGGGCAUCACGAUGAAGACGGCGGGGGCGGAGAACAAGUGUCCAAAGUCGAUUACAUUCAGAGAGUUCAUCGAGUUCACGCUCCCCCUGCUGAACGAGCACUGGUCCCCCAUCACUGAGCUGUGCAACCCCUGCGUCUACCAGCCCCACGUGAUCGGUCACGUGGAGACCUUGAGGGACGACACCUACUACACGCUCAAACAGAUGCAGCUCGACUGGAUCUUCAGCGAACAAGAACGUCUGUCACGUGAGGAGAACCAGAUGCUGGACAUGGUCAUCUACAACUACCAGAUCCACAGCAUCCACUGGUACAGCUUCUACCAUAGGUGUCUCUCACAGCGGGAACUGGCCAGCAGAUUGUGGGACGUCUUUAAAAAAGUCGGGUACCUCUCCUCCCACGCCGCCCUACCGGACAACCUACCGGACUACAACCAGACGACCAUCAUCCGGGAACUCAAGUCCCAGUUCCGGAAGUUCCCGCUGAGCCCCUCCAACGGGCGCGCCCAGCAGCUGAAGAUGAUACGGCGAGACUUUGACGCCCUGCCCAAGCCCAUCCUGGCCAAGGUGCUGGAGCGGUACGCCAUGGACUUCCAGCUCUUCGGCUACAAUACGUCACUUCCGGCGUCUUAACUUUAGAACCUUCUAGUCCAAAGUUUAUUUAAUUCGUGUAUAUGUGUGUGUAUGUGUGUGUGCUGUCAUUAGCUGGCACUUGUUUGAUUGUCUUUGAUUGACAUUUUUAAUAAUGAUAAAUUGUGGGCGUCGUUUCCAGGGUAUCCAGUGUUUGUUUCUUUGCAGCGUCU